Orbilia oligospora ATCC 24927 is the source of this 354-nucleotide messenger RNA. RefSeq lists its product as uncharacterized. Lineage: Eukaryota; Fungi; Ascomycota; Orbiliomycetes; Orbiliales; Orbiliaceae. The record is from RefSeq and is a predicted model, not a curated record. The transcript is spliced from 2 exons. Gene Ontology annotation, biological process: mitochondrial respiratory chain complex IV assembly. Gene Ontology annotation, cellular component: mitochondrial intermembrane space; respiratory chain complex IV; mitochondrion. Bases 1 to 354 code for a protein of 117 amino acids.
AUGGGUCUCCUCUCAUACCUCGGCUUGACCUCCUCCACCCCUCCCCCACCAAAGACCACAGCACCAGACCGAUCCGAACGUGCCAAAUGCUGGGAAUCUCGUGAUCUAUUCUUCACCUGUCUAGAUAAACAUGAUAUCCUCGAUAGCAUCAAGGACUCCGAACUUGCGAAUAAAAAUUGUGGUAGCGAGCUUAAGUUGUUCGAUAGGGAUUGCGCUAGUAGUUGGGUCGAAUACUUCAAAAAACGUCGAGUACAGGAACAUAAAAAAGCCAAGUUACUAGAGCAAAUGGAAGCAGAAGGUGGACAGCCACUAAACGCCGUGGCGGUGGCAGCGGAUCAGAUAUCGAAGAAGUAA